UCACUUGCAAUUGAAUAGCAAAGCCCAGCAGUUGCAGGAAAAACCCUGUGCAGUGAAUUGAAUUCUCCCUAAGAGUGGAAAUCUAAUGUAACGUGUACAUAAGAUGAACCAAGUAACCGAGAUACCCCAGAGAGAUGUCCCCGUCCUCUUUAUUCCCAGGAUUGUACAGAGGAGAAUCACAGGACCCCACAGGAGUAUAAGGGUGAUUACUUGGCUGAUAUUAAGGUAGAAGAUAUGAAGGAAGAAGAAGAGACAUAUAUGAGGGGCUAUCAGCAGUGUAAGGAGGAGGAAAUCCCUACAGAUAUCAGCACAGAUGGAGCCAGUAACAGAGAUACCCCAGAGAGAUGUCCCCGUCCUCUGUAUUCCCAGGAUUGUACAGAGGAGAAUCAUAGGACCCCACAGGAGGAUCAGGCUGAAAAACCAACUUAUAUCAAGGUAGAAAAUAUGAAAGUAGAAGAGACGUAUGUGAGGGGUGAUCAUCAGUGUAAGGAGGAGGAAAUCCCUACAGAUAUCAGCACAGAUGGACCCAGUAACAGAGAUUCCCCAGAGAGAUGUCCCCGUCCUCUUUAUUCCCAGGACUGUACAGAGGAAAAUCCCAGUACCCCACAGAAGGAUCAGGGUGAUGACCUUGCUGAUAUUAAGGUAGAAGAUAUGAAGGUAGAAGAAGAGAUGUAUGUGAGGGGUGAUCAGCAGUGUAAGGAGGAGGAAAUCCCUACAGAUAUCGGCACAGCAGGUGCACACAAAAGAAGGAAGAUAUCGGAUGGACAUCUCAUUUUAUCUGCAGAUUUUAAACAAGAAGAUAACAUCAUAGGAAACUCUCCAGGAGAAACCACCAUUAUACUAAAUAUACAUCCAGUUCAUCACAGUGCAGAUAUGUCCUCUCAUCCCUCUAAUGAUGUGGACUGCUCUUCUGAUAAGUCAGAUAUUGUUACACAUAGUACAGCUCAUACAGGUGAUAUAGAUUUUUCCUGUUCUGAGUGUGGGAAGCAUUUCAGAUAUAAAUCAGCUCUUGCUGCACAUGAGAGAUGUCACACACGUGAGAAGCAAUUUCCAUGUUCUGAGUGUGGGAAAUGUUUUAAACAGAAAUCAGGUCUUGUGACACAUCAGAGAAUUCACACAGGUGAGAGGCCAUUUCCAUGUUCUGAGUGUGGGAAAGGUUUUAAACAGAAAUCACAACUUGUUAUACAUAAGAGACUUCACACAGGUGAGAAUCCAUUUUCAUGUACCGAGUGUGGGAAAUGUUUUGCUACUAAAGCACGUCUUCUUAGACAUCAGGGAUGUCACACAGGUGAGAAACCAUUUCCAUGUUCUGAGUGUGGGAAAUAUUUUAGAGAUAAAUCUGCUCUUGUUGUACAUCUGAGAAGACACACCGGUGAGAAGCCGUUUCCAUGCUCACAGUGUUCCAUGUCUUUUACGCAAAAAUUGAUACUCCUUUAUCAUCAAAAAAAGCAUGCAGGUGAGGAGCCAUUCCAGUGCUCUGAGUGUGGGAAAUGUUUUACACAGAAAUCAGCUCUUGUUGUACAUCAGAGACGUCACACAGGUGAGAAACCAUUCCAGUGUUCUGAGUGUGGGAAAUGUUUUACACAGAAAUCGGCUCUUGUUACACAUCAGAGAAGUCACACAGGUGAGAAUCCAUUCCAGUGCUCUGAGUGUGGUAAAAGUUUUACACAGAAAUCAGCUCUUGUUGUACAUCAGAAAAGUCACACAGGUGACAGACCAUUUCUAUGUUCAGAGUGCGGAAAAAGUUUUACACACAAAUCAAAACUUUUUAAUCAUCAAAGAAGGCACACAGGUGAGAAUCCAUUUACAUGUACCGAGUGUGGAAAAUGUUGUACAGAGAAAUCGGACCUUGUGUCACAUCAAAGAAUUCACACAGGAGAGAAGCCAUAUUCAUGUUCGGAGUGUGGGAGACUUUUUGGACAUAAAUCAGCUCUUGUUAAGCAUCAGAUAACUCACACAGAGGAGAAGCUAUAUUGUUCUGAGUGUGGGAAAUGUUUUACACAGAAAUCCAGUCUUGUUACACAUCAGAUAAUUCACACAGGGAAUAGCCCAUUUCCAUGCUCUGAGUGUGAUAAAGGCUUUGCAUAUAAAUCCGCUCUUGUUACACAUCAGAGAAGUCACACAGGGGAGAAGCCAUUUUCCUGUUCUGCGUGUGGGAAAUGUUUUGCAUACAAAUCAGCUCUUGUUAUACAUCAGAGAAGUCACACAGGGGAAAAGCCAUUUUCAGGGGAAGAAGCAGCCUCUCUAAAGAAACAGGCUGAAAAAAACCCAUCUCGACAGUCUACACAUGUUUCAGAUGAGGAUUCGUCGGAGGAUGAAGACUCGUUAAACUCUGGUUCUGCAUACGAUGAGGAGGAACGUCUCAGCUCAGUGGACAUAUCGGAGUUAAUUAAGGAUUGCACAGUAGUGAAGAAGAAAUCCGGAGGGGGAGAAUAUAGAGGACCACAGGGUCUGUACAAGAACGUGAUGAUGGAGAAUCACCUGCCCCUCAUGUCACUGGAAGGACCCAGUAACAGAGAUACCCCGGAAAGAUGUCCCCGUUCUUUUUAUUCCCAGGAGUGUACAGAGGAGAAUCAUAGGACCCCACAGGAGGAUCAGGGUGAUGACCUAACUGAUAUCAAGGUAGAAAAUAUGAAGGAAGAAGAGACGUAUGAGAGAGGUGAUCAUCAGUGUAAAGAGGAGGAAAUCCCUACAGAUAUCGGCACAGAUGGACCCAGUAACAGAGAUACCCCAGAGAGAUGUCCCCGUCCUCUUUAUUCCCAGGACUGUACAGAGGAAAAUCACAGGACCCCGCAAGAGGAUCAGGGUAAUAACCUGGCUGACAUUAAGAAAGAAGAUAUGAAGGAAGAAGAAGAGACGCAUGUGAAGGAUGACCUGCAGUGUAAGGAGGAGGAAAUCCCUACAGAUAUCAGCACAGCAGGUGGUCGCGAAAGCAGAAAUCCAUUGGAGCAACAUGUCAUAUCGUCUCCAGAUUUUAAAAUUGAUGACAUCAUAGGAGAUUCUCCUGGAGAAAUCCACAGUUCCCUAAAUAUGCGUCCAGUGUAUCACAGUUUAGAUAAGUCCACUCUUUCCCCUAAACAUGUGGACUGGUCUUUUGAUAACUCAGAUAUUGUUACACAUAGUACAGCUCAUACAGGUGCUAUAAACUUUUCCUGUUCUGAGUGUGGGAAAUGUUUUACACAGAGAACAAAUCUGUAUAGACAUAAGAAAAGUCACACAGCUGAGAAACAAUUUCCAUGUGCUGAGUGUGGGAAGUGUUUUAUACAUAAAUCAUAUCUUGCUAUACAUCAGAGAAGUCACACAGGUGAGAAGCCAUUUCCAUGUCCAGAAUGUGGAAAAACUUUCAGUCAUAAAUCAGGUCUUGUUAGACAUCAAAGAACUCACACAGGUGAGAAACCAUAUACAUGUUCUGAGUGUGGGAAAUGUUUCGGACAUAAGUCACAGCUUGUGACACAUCAGAAACUUCAUUCAGGUGUGGAACCAUUUCCAUGUUCUGAGUGUGGGAAAUGUUUUGCCGUUAAAGCAUGUCUUCUUAGACAUCAGGGAAGUCACACAGGUGUGAUGCCAUUUCCAUGUUCUGAGUGUGGAAAACGUUUCAGAGAUAAAUCCGCUCUUGUUGUACAUCAGAGAAGUCACACAGGUGAGAAACCGUUUCCAUGUUCUGAGUGUUCCAAAUGUUUUAAACACAAAUUUCAACUUAUUACUCAUCAAAAAUGGCACACUGGUGAGAAACCAUUUGCAUGUCCUGAGUGUGGAAAAUGUUUUAUACAGAAGUCAGAGCUUAUUACACAUCAGAGACAUCAUACAGGUGAGAAGCCAUAUCCUUGUUCUGAAUGUGGGAAAUGUUUUACGCAGAAGACACAUCUUGUUACACAUCAGAGAACUCACACAGGUGAGAAGCCAUUUACGUGUUUUAAGUGUGGGAAAUGCUUUACGGAGAAAUCUGUUCUUGUUACACAUGAGAGAAGUCACAUAGGUGAGAAGCCGUUUUCCUGUUCUAAGUGUGGGAAAUGUUUUACACAGAAAUCUGGUCUUCUUACACAUGAGCAUAUACACACAGGUGUGAAGCUGUUUCCAUGCUCUGAGUGUGCCAAAUGUUUUACACAGAAAGCAGCUCUUGUUGUACAUCGGAGAAAUCACACAGGUGAGAAACCAUAUCUUUGUUCUGAGUGUGGGAAGCGUUUUGCACAUAAACCACAUCUUGUCACACAUCAGAGACGUCACACCAUUGAGAAACCAUAUCCUUGUUCUGAGUGUGGAAAAUGUUUUGGACAUAAAUCUCAGCUGGUGGCACAUCAGAGACGUCACACAAGUAAAAAGCCAUUUAAAUGUCUUGAGUGUGGGAAAUGUUUUAUACAGAAAUCAGAACUUGUUACACAUCAGAGACAUCACACAGGGGAAAAGCCAUUUACAUGCCAUGAGUGUGGGAAAUGUUUUAAACAGAAAUCAGAGAUUCUUUCACAUCAGAGAACUCACACAGGUGAGAAACCAUUUCCAUGCUCAGAGUGUGGGAAAUGUUUUACACAGAAAUCGGCUCUUGCUACACAUCAGAGAAUUCACACAGAUGACAAACCAUUUUCCUGUUCUGUGUGUGGGAAAUGUUUUGCUCAAAAAAUAAAUCUGAUUAGACAUAAGAAAUCUCAUUCAGGGGAAGAUCAAUUUUAAUGAGCAGAUUUACAUGAAACGGCAUUUUAGAGACACUAAAUAUGGUAAAAGCUGUUGAUAUUGAUAUAACUUAGAAAAAUGGGCAUGAAAACAUUAACAAAUAUUAUAUCCGAAGAUGUAUUGAUAUCACUGAGUUAUGGAUGAUACUGUAGAUUAUCAACAUAAGCCUGGAAUCAUCACUUAAAUGUGGAACUUUAUUGCAGUAUCCUUAUUCUAUUGAAAAUCAGCAUCCCUCCCCACAGUAAUAACAGACCACAUUUUUAUAGGUUUGGUAUAGGUCAACACCAUAAUGUCAAUGUUCUGAGUGUGUCGACAAGAUGCAUGUUGACUGGUUAGGUUUUAGGUUAACCCUACUUUCAGCAUGUUAAUAUUUUGACUGUGGACACUCAGAAUGUCUAGUCCACAGGUUCUCAAACUUGGUCCUCAGGACCCCACACAGUGCAUGUUUUGCAGGUAAACCAGCAGGUGCACAGGUGUAUUAAUUACUCAUUGACACACAUUAAAAGGUCCACAGGUGGAGUUAAUUAUAUCACUUGUGAUUCUGUGAGGAGACCUGCAAAACAUGCACUGUGUGGGGUCCUGAGGACCGAGUUUGAGAACCUAUGGUCUAGUCCAGAGGUUCUCAAACUCGGUCCUCGGGGGCACACACAGUGCAUGUUUUGCAGGUAAUCCAGCAGGUGCACAGGUGUAUUAAUUACUCACUGACACAUUUUAAAAGGUCCACAGGUGGAGCUAAUUAUUUCACUUGCGAUUUUGUGAGGAGACCUGCAAAACAUGCACUGUGUGUGCCCCCGAGGACCGAGUUUGAGAACCUCUGAUCUAGUCAUUAUGACGGGUGUAGUACUGGUGACCGGCGGGCUCCUGACCGCCGGUCACCUUACCUAUGCCGGGAUCCCGGCAGCAUACCGACGCCGGGAUCCCGGCGGGGAGGGGCGAGUGCAGAAAGCCCCUUGCGGGCUCGCUGCGCUCGCCACGCUGCGGGCUCGGUGGCGACCUGCGGUCGCCACGUGUUCUAUUACCACUCUAUGGGUGUCGUGGACACCCACGAGUGGAAAUAGUCCCUGUUGGUCGGCAUGCCGACCAUCGGGAUAGUGAGCCGUCGGGCUCACGGAGGAGGUCAUGUGACUGUCGGUCAGCUGACCGGCGGUCACAUGAAUACCACCCAUUAUGACUACAUCCCUAUUUUUAUAUAGGUUCCUAAGUAUUAUACACUGAAGAUGUGAAAUUGUUCAAAUUAUAAACUCUGAAACCAUUUGAAAUGCUGCAAACAUAUAGGCCUACUGUGCAUUGCAAUGUUGUGGCUACUUUUGUACAGACAUACCCAUUAAUACAGGUACAGGCAUGGCCUGUGGUGCGAAGCUGUGUCGGGAUGGGUAAAAAAAAGUGGAUCCAACCUUCUAUUGCAUUCAUGUCUAAAUGUUAGAUUUUGUUUUGAGAGUGUCUCUAUGUUGGCCUUUCUGGUUAGUGGGUUUCUGCAGGGCCUUCCCCCUGAAAAACAACCAGGAUUUUACAUAUGCUUAGAGUUGGUCAGAAUGUUUGUAAAUAGGAUGCAUUUUGUUCCUUCCUGGCACAAUUUAAUAUAAAAAAGAAAUAAAUACAUUUUAUAGGUCAUAAAAUUACUAGAGAUGAGCGGGUUCGAAUGUAACGCCAGAAUUAACGUCAGUUCGGUUUUAUCCGGAUGUUUCUUAUUGGCUAUCCAAAACACAUGACGUCCGUGAGCCAAUAAGAUGCCGUUUUGAGAACCGAGUAAAUCCGAGUAAAACCGAACCCGCUCAUCUCUAAAAAUUACCAUGUGGUUAUGUACCAGUGCACACCGCCUGGCUGUACUGAUUUGGUGGAACAGUCCCAGAUCAUGGAUAACGAGAUGGGUGUGGUUUUGUUCAGAUACUGGUGUUUAGGGGAUGAUUGGGGUGGGGCUUAUUUUAUUCCAGUUCUUCAUGUGUCUUUGUAGGGAGUUACAGUGUGCCUGUAUAUAAACUAUGACAAUAAAUAGGUGUAUUUGUGUCUACUUAAAUGAUAUGUG
Messenger RNA from Pseudophryne corroboree (corroboree frog), 6688 nucleotides. Its product is annotated as zinc finger protein 845-like. The record is from RefSeq and is a predicted model, not a curated record. Gene Ontology annotation, molecular function: DNA-binding transcription repressor activity, RNA polymerase II-specific; RNA polymerase II cis-regulatory region sequence-specific DNA binding. The transcript has 16 exons. Bases 235 to 4665 code for a protein of 1476 amino acids. NCBI's taxonomy places the organism in Eukaryota, Metazoa, Chordata, Amphibia, Anura, Myobatrachidae. Gene Ontology annotation, biological process: regulation of transcription by RNA polymerase II. Gene Ontology annotation, cellular component: nucleoplasm.